Messenger RNA from Puntigrus tetrazona (Sumatra barb), 2498 nucleotides. RefSeq names its product hematopoietic SH2 domain-containing protein homolog. Gene Ontology annotation, cellular component: cytoplasm. The record is from RefSeq and is a predicted model, not a curated record. Lineage: Eukaryota; Metazoa; Chordata; Actinopteri; Cypriniformes; Cyprinidae.
AGUUAGGAGGAAUGUAGGUGUCUGCCGUCACACAAAUCACAGUCUUAAAGCUAAAAACGAAAGGCCUUUUUCUCCUUGUGCCUCACGGAAGAAAGAAAACUGGGGCUGAAAUGAUACAAGGAUCAGACAGCGCUGGAAGGAAGGUCUGAGGAAAACCCUGUCCACGUUAUUUCUGAGGAGGCUGCUGUCCCACGUGUGAGGGGUGGGGAGAAGAUCAGACCAAACCACAGCUACAGUACACCCUGACUCAGUUACCGAUGCCGUCCUGCCACCCUCUUGACCUCUGUAACAGUACGGAAACUGUAAGCCGUGAUCUGAGCGAGAUUGUUUGUGUUUUUUUCCUCCCCUCCCUCGCGCCGUCAUUCAUACGUGAGCUGAGCGUCUUACCCUCUCUGCAACACUGUUUUUCCAAACCCUGCGUGGAACAACGUGCGAGGUGAACGUCUGCGAGGUAUAACAGUCCACACACCUUCAGAACGUCCUCCUGCUCUUCAGAACUAUAUCAAUCGCGUGAGAGGCCGAGGACACUUUUAAUCUCGAGCAACAUGACGCUCAAAUCACACUGCGCUCAUCAGCACACACCAACAGGAUCUCUAUGGACCAGCAGACACUGCAAAAGACAGCACAGCUCUAAACCGCAGCACAACUACCUUACAAGAACACAUCUGAUGGAGCAGAGGAGACCCAAACCUCACCGCUUCCACUCCUGCCUGAUGUUUCGCCUAAAGGAGCGUGUGAGGAUGGACCACAGCCAGCCUGGAGGAGACGUCCAGGAAAGCACAGAGAGCAGACUCAGGGAACUGGCCCUCAAAUGGUUUACAGAGACCCAGGCGCCUCUGAUCCUCCACAACGGCAACUUCCCCGAAUGGUUCCAGGGAUUUAUCAGCAGAAAGGACGCAGAGGAGCAUCUGAAAGACAAGGAACUGGGCUGUUUCCUCAUUCGGCUCAGUGAUAAAGCCACUGGAUACAUUCUGUCAUAUAAAGGGCGCGAUCGAUGCCGCCACUUUGUCAUCAACCAGAAUAAAGACGGCCGUUUUAUUGUGACGGGCGACACAGAGAUGCAUGAUACUCUCACCAGUCUCAUCGAAUAUUACAAGACCAGACCCAUUGAGCCAUUUGGAGAAUAUCUGACACUCUCGUGUUUUGAGUCAUCCACAAGCGAGCUCUACGAUGUGAUUCAUUUUGACCUGAGGGAGAAGCCAGGAGUGAGUGUUAAAGCUGUGAAGGAUAUUUGGGACGAUCAGAGGAAAAAACCCCACGAGACACUGCAACCUCCCGCCCUGCCGCCCAAAGGACACAGAAACACACCCGCAGUGCCACCAGUGCCAAGAAAGUGUCCUCCUCUGAAAACCUUCUCCUUAGAAGUAAAGCGCAGCCCGGAAAACGUGCUGUACACUCCAAUAGACCUGCAGAAGCCCAAAGAAAGGGCCAGAACGCCCACAGAGGGCAAAGACAUUUCACUUACAGCUUCCCGAGGGGAACCCCGAGCCCCGAGACUACACAAAGGUCCCGCCUCGCACCAAGGGACCAUUUACUCCGAGCUCUUAGUGCACAACUGCAGAAGCCAAUCCCUGCCCUUCCUGGAUGACAGCAGCGAAGAAGAAGGACACUUUAAUAAAAGAAGCCAGCCGCAGAUCUCUUCCCUACACGCAGAGGGAACAGCUCGGCAAUCCAGGCAUCAGCAACAGCCUGGAAGUACUGUGCAAUUCGCCGGUUUAUCAAUUAGCCGGAACACACGGCAGCCAAAACGCGCAGAAAGCGAUGUUACGUACGCCGAGGUGCCUCUCGAACCCGUUUCUAAUCACUUCCCGGUUGACAACACGUACGAGCAGAUUCCCGAUUCACGGCCCGCGGCGAGAGCAGAGGAGACGUCGCACACUAAUACUUACGAAACGCUAACAGACUUAAAACCCAAGCAGAUUUUACCUGCCCGGCCCCUUAAGACUGAGAAAUGGAAAUGGCUCUCCCCCGAAUACUGGAAAAAAUAACCACUUCAGACGAACAUCAUCAUCAUCAUCAUCAUCAUCAUCGCUGACAUGAAUCAUAGCAUUACACUAAUGAAGAACAGGCUACUUCCGAUCACUGAAUACUAGAAUAGCACAGCUUUAUUUUUCACUGCAUUUUUGUAUGUCCAAUUGUGAAACUUUGUUGCGUUUAAAACACUUUUGCGUGUAACAAAAAUAUUUAUUAACUUAAUUAAAAUAUGUAUUAUGUAUUGAUUUCAGCAACAAGCUAUAAUCACAGUAGUUUAUUGAAAAUGUUCUUUUAAGAUAAUUAAUUUCAUGUAUAUGUAAAAAAAAAACAAAAAACAUGCAUACUGCACAAUUUUUGUUUCAUCUCGACUUCAUUGACUGUGAAUUAAUUAAUUAAUUAAUUAAGACACAGAGCGGGAAUUAAGCUGUUAAACUUUACAGCCUUCAAAAUGACAUAACCUGCCAGUAACGGAGACCAUCUUGAUGAGAUUCGGUGCAACUUAUAAAAGAAAUGAUAUAAUCGUG